Messenger RNA from Pelodiscus sinensis (Chinese soft-shelled turtle), 2885 nucleotides. The record is from RefSeq and is a predicted model, not a curated record. Lineage: Eukaryota; Metazoa; Chordata; Testudines; Trionychidae.
GUAUUCUUCUCCAGGUGCCUACUGAUGGAAAUGCUGGCUUGCUGGCAGAGCCCCAAAUUGCCAUGUUUUGUGGCAAACUCAAUAUGCAUAUGAAUGUUCAGAAUGGAAAAUGGGAAUCUGACCCCUCAGGGACCAAGACCUGCAUUGGAACUAAAGAAGGGAUUCUGCAGUAUUGCCAAGAGGUUUAUCCUGAAUUACAAAUUACCAAUGUUGUGGAAGCCAACCAGCCUGUGACCAUCCAAAACUGGUGCAAGAGGGGACGGAAGCAGUGCAAGAGUCACCCUCACAUUGUGGUUCCCUACAGGUGCUUGGUUGGUGAGUUUGUGAGUGAUGCCCUUCUGGUGCCAGACAAGUGCAAGUUCCUUCACCAGGAGAGGAUGGAUGGAUGUGAAACCCACCUGCACUGGCACACGGUUGCUAAAGAGUCUUGUAGUGAAAAGAGUAUGAAUCUGCAUGAUUACGGUAUGCUGCUGCCCUGUGGAAUUGACAAGUUCCGUGGUGUGGAGUUUGUUUGCUGUCCAUUGGCAGAUGAAGGUGAAAAUUUUGAUUCAGCUGAUGCUGAGGAAGAUGAUUCAGAUGUCUGGUGGGGAGGUGCAGAUGCAGAUUAUGCAGAUGGAAGUGAUGACAAGGUAGUAGAAGAGCAGCCAGAGGAAGAGGAAGAGGUAGCAGAUGUGGAAGAUGAAGAUGCGGAUGACGACGAUGAUGAUGGUGAUGAGAUUGAAGAAGAGGCAGAGGAACAGUACGAAGAGGCCACAGAAAGAACUACAAGCAUUGCUACCACAACCACCACAACUACAGAAUCUGUAGAAGAGGUUGUUAGAGAGGUGUGCUCUGAACAAGCUGAGACUGGUCCUUGCCGAGCAAUGAUCUCCCGAUGGUACUUUGAUGUGACUGAAGGAAAGUGUGCACCAUUCUUUUACGGCGGAUGUGGUGGGAACCGAAACAACUUUGACUCUGAGGAAUACUGCAUGGCAGUCUGUGGCAGCGUCAUCCCCACCACAGCUGCCAGCACUCCUGAUGCUGUUGACAAAUACUUGGAGACGCCUGGUGAUGAGAAUGAACAUGCCCAUUUCCAGAAAGCCAAAGAGAGACUUGAAGCCAAGCACCGUGAAAGAAUGUCUCAAGUCAUGAGGGAAUGGGAGGAAGCAGAACGCGAAGCAAAGAACUUACCAAAGGCUGAUAAGAAGGCUGUUAUUCAGCAUUUCCAGGAAAAAGUGGAAUCACUGGAGCAAGAAGCAGCAAAUGAGAGACAGCAGCUAGUGGAAACUCACAUGGCCAGAGUGGAAGCCAUGCUGAAUGACCGCCGCCGCAUUGCUCUGGAGAACUAUAUCACAGCUCUGCAAGCCAUACCUCCCAGACCUCGCCAUGUGUUCAAUAUGCUGAAGAAGUAUGUGCGUGCAGAGCAGAAGGACAGACAGCAUACCCUCAAGCACUUUGAACAUGUCCGCAUGGUGGAUCCUAAGAAAGCUGCCCAAAUCAGGUCUCAGGUUAUGACACACCUACGUGUGAUAUAUGAGCGCAUGAAUCAGUCUCUAGCAGUUGCUGAGGAGAUUCAAGAUGAAGUGGAUGAACUGCUUCAGAAAGAGCAAAACUACUCCGAUGAUGUCUUGGCUAAUAUGAUUAGUGAGCCCAGGAUCAGCUAUGGAAAUGAUGCCCUCAUGCCUUCAUUGACUGAAACUAAGACCACAGUUGAACUUCUUCCAGUUGAUGGAGAAUUCAGCCUUGAUGAUCUUCAGCCAUGGCAUCCUUUUGCUGUUGAUUCUGUCCCAGCCAACACUGAAAAUGAAGUUGAGCCAGUCGAUGCCCGCCCAGCUGCAGACAGAGGACUGACCACAAGACCAGGUUCUGGGUUGACCAAUGUUAAAACAGAAGAGAUCUCUGAAGUAAAGAUGGAUGCAGAAUUCCGACAUGAUUCGGGAUAUGAAGUACAUCAUCAAAAAUUGGUAUUCUUUGCUGAAGAUGUGGGUUCAAACAAAGGUGCCAUCAUCGGACUAAUGGUAGGCGGUGUUGUCAUAGCAACAGUCAUUGUCAUUACUUUGGUGAUGCUGAAGAAAAAACAGUACACAUCCAUCCAUCAUGGUGUAGUGGAGGUGGACGCGGCAGUGACACCAGAGGAACGCCACCUUUCCAAGAUGCAACAAAAUGGCUAUGAAAAUCCAACCUACAAGUUCUUUGAACAGAUGCAGAACUAGAACACCACAACAGCCUCAUGAGUUGGACAGCAAAAUGAUUGCUUCACUGCCCAUCGGUGUUCGAUUAUAGAAUAACGUGGAAAGAAACAAAAAACACUCUGUUUUAUUAUUUACUCAUUAUCGCCUUUGACAGCUGUGCUGUAACACAAGUAGAUGCCUGAACUUGAAAUAAUAAAAAUCAGUAAUGUAUUUUCUCUCUUUACAUUUCAGUCUUUACACUACAUUAUUAAUGAAUGUUUUUUGUGUACUGUAAAGAAGUUAGCUGUAUUUAACUAUUGCAUGGAUAGAGUCUCUCUCCCAAUUAUUUAUCAUGUAGCCCCUUAGCCAAUUGUAUAUUAUUCUUGUGAUUUGUGGCAAAAAUUAAGUCCUAAUUGAAAUAUGCUUUAAGAAUUGAUGGGGGAUGCUUCCUGUGUCUUAGCUGCUUCUCUUUGCUGAGUAUUUUUUUCUGAUCACUAUGCAUUUUAAAGUAAAACUACAUUUUUUUAAAGUAUUCCAGAUGAGUUAUUUUCCUCUGCAGUUGCAUUUUAUUGUACAGAUGGUUGCUUCUGCUGUAUUAGUGAUGUAGAAAUCAUGGGAAUACACAUUUGUUUCUUUGUGCCUGUUUUAUGUGCACACUUUAGGCAUUGGAAGGUAAACUUAUUUUUUCCAUGUACCUUUUUGAUCUUUUAAUAAAAAUUAAAAAAUGAAAAAGAA